AUGGUGCGCACAGCUGAGACAGAAGUGAAGAACUUGCCUGCGGAGCUGCUGUACCCGACAAUAGAAUACAUAUUGCCGCCAAGCUUAUCUUUACCCAGCAGUGCAGCAGCAGCAGCAGCAGCAGCAACAGCAGCAGGCACACAGUUGCUGCCGCCACCUCUAUUUGUGUUGGUGCUUGACACUUGCAUUAUAGAAGAAGAAGUUGAACAGCUCAAGGACUCGUUGCUGCAGAUUCAACAGCAGCUUGGUCUCUCACCAGGCUCUUCCUUUGCUGGUCCGCGUUCGGGGAGCGGAGCGACGCGGCAUCCCUUGGUGCCACCAGCAGCAGCACGCUUUAUUCAGCCUGUGGGGGAAUGUGAAGCGAAAGUUUCCUUCAUUCUUGAGAAUCUCUCCAAGGACUACUGGCCUGUUCCCGCCGACUCCCGGCCAAAGCGCUGCACGGGCCUGGCGUUGUCCGUUGCGGUUGCGUUGGUGGAGAGUUGUUGGCUUCAGCUGCCCUGCCGCAUCCUCUUGUUCACUGGGGGUGUCUGCACGACGGGGCCUGGACAGAUCGUUGACCUGCCCUUGGCAGAGUCCAUCCGUCACCACUUGGACUUGCAAAAGGACAACCAAAAUGCACGAUUUGUACAGAAGGCGCUCAAGUUUUACACAUCUCUAGCAAAUAGAGCUGUUCGGGCUGGCUGCGCUGUUGAUAUCUUUGCUUGUUCACUGGACCAGGUGGGGCUUUACGAAAUGAAAGUAAUGCCGGAAAAAACGGGGGGUUGUGUCGUAAUGAGCGAUUCGUUUUCGCUGAAUGUCUACAAAGACAGCCUCAAAAAGUUCUUGGAAACCGAUUCCACAGGGUUUCUGAAGAUGGGUUUCAAUGCGAAGAUGGAAGUUCUGUGCAGCAAAGAGUUCAAAGUGUGUGGGGCUAUAGGCCCAUGCACAAGUACUGGAAAGAAAGGGGCUCAAGUUUCAGACUUGACCGUCGGUGAAGGCGGGUCAUGUGAAUGGCAGGCUGCUGCAAUGGAUAAGGAAACAACAAUUGCAUUUUACUUCGAAGUUACAAACCAACACGUUUCAAAUUUGCCUCCAGGUUUUGACCAGGAAGCGGCUGCAGUACUCAUGGCACGCCUCGCAGUCUUCAAGACGGAGACGGAAGAUUCUCUCGAUGUUCUCAGAUGGCUAGACAGAAAGCUUAUUCGGCUGGUUUCGCGUUUUGCAGACUACCAAAAGGAUGACCCCAACUCAUUUCAUCUUUCUACGGAAUUCGCCAUAUACCCACAAUUUAUGUACCAUCUCAGACGCAGUCAUUUCUUGCAAACGUUCAACGCAAGCCCCGAUGAAACUGCUUACUACAGGUCUGUCUUGCUGCGAGCAAGUGUUAUGAAUGCUCUGGUGAUGAUUCAGCCGGCCUUGCUUUCGUAUUCACUAAACCAGCAAGGACCUCCACAGCCUGUGCUGCUAGAUGCCCAGGCGCUCAAGCCGGAUGUAAUAUUGUUGUUGGAUUCAUUUUUCCACGUCGUUGUUUGGCACGGCGAGUUAAUUCAUCAGUGGCGUGAACAAGGCUAUCACAACUUGCCGGAAUAUGAGAACUUGCGGCAGCUUCUGCAGGCACCGGUGGAUGAUGCAAGUGUCGUGUUGGGGGACCGUUUCCCCGCGCCAAAGUACGUACAGUGCAACAGCGGCGGCUCGCAAGCGCGCUUUUUGUUGGCGAAAGUCAACCCCUCAACUUCGUAUAUUAAUUCGGGAGCAGCUCAGCCCCUUGGCCUCACGGAGGGGGGGGAGGCCUUCAUCAACACAGAUGAUGUUAGUCUGAAGGUCUUCAUGGAACACCUCAUCAAGCUCGCAGUACAGAGCUGA
Molecule: messenger RNA, 1842 nt
Organism: Eimeria mitis
Lineage: Eukaryota; Apicomplexa; Conoidasida; Eucoccidiorida; Eimeriidae
Product: protein transport protein Sec23, putative
Exons: 13
Coding region: 1-1842 (613 amino acids)
Biological process (GO): endoplasmic reticulum to Golgi vesicle-mediated transport; intracellular protein transport; COPII-coated vesicle budding
Cellular component (GO): COPII vesicle coat; endoplasmic reticulum exit site
Molecular function (GO): GTPase activator activity
Source: RefSeq, a predicted model, not a curated record